This is a messenger RNA of Homarus americanus (American lobster), 1826 nucleotides long. Its product is annotated as failed axon connections homolog. The transcript is spliced from 7 exons. The record is from RefSeq and is a predicted model, not a curated record. Bases 161 to 1072 code for a protein of 303 amino acids. NCBI's taxonomy places the organism in Eukaryota, Metazoa, Arthropoda, Malacostraca, Decapoda, Nephropidae. Gene Ontology annotation, cellular component: cytoplasm.
UAACCACUGAUGAUAAGCAGGAACUCGCCCGGGAAGGUGCAUACAACUAUUUUCUCAACAGUUAUAGACGAAAGGUGAAGAGGAUAAGUCCAAAACCAAGUCCAGGUUGGUGUAGCUAUAACGGCUACACAGGACAAAACUUUGAGGACAUAAGGCCAGCAUGGAGGGUGUGGCAGCAGCAGGUGGUGGCGCUGUGUGGGUGUGUGGGGGUGUGCGGUGGAUGUGUGGUCGGACGAGGAAGAGGUCUUUGGGGGUGGCUUUUCUCCUUCUCUGGGGCGCUGCUCGCGUCUACCGCUACUACGUCCACAAGAAGAGAAGGGAGAGGUGGGCCAACGCUGGGCAGGACGUAGUGAUAGUACACGCCUUCCCCAAGGGCCGCUACACCCCCAACAUGUCCCCCUUUGUCUUGAAGCUCGAGACUUACCUCCGCCUUGCUCAGAUCACAUACCAGGUGGACUAUGAAGAACCUUUAGGACCCAAAGCUCUGUGUCCUUGGAUUACUCUUAAUGGUGAGGAGGUGGCUGACUCACAACUGAUCAUGGAACGACUUGGGCGGCAGUAUGACAAGAACUUCGAGAGCAAACUACUGACGAAGGAGCAGCAGGCGGUAGCGAGGGCAUUUAGCCUAAUGGUCAGCGAGCACCUAGCAUGGUGUCUACGGGACUGGCGUUACGUUACCGACUACGGACAAGGGAUAAGGCAGGGCAUGUCUCACAUACCCCUCUACUACUACCUCCUGUUUCCUUAUCUACGGCGCAGGAUGAUCAAGGCGCUCAAGAUACAAGGCGUAGGAAGACACACUCACAGUCAGGUGCAGCACAUGGUCAAACAGGACCUGGCUGCUCUCUCUCAUUACUUGGGAGAGAAGCCUUUCCUGAUGGGGGAGGAGCCAUGUGAGGUGGACUGCACAGUGUUCGGCUUUCUAUCUCAGCUUCUGUGGAAUUACCCCGGAUCACCCUACAUCAUCAUGCUUAAUAAUGACUUCCGCAAUCUUCAGCAGUACCAUCGCCGUCUUAAAGAUCGCCUGUGGCCAGAUUGGGACAGCUGCCUCGACCCUCCCAGAACAUCUUAAAUCUUCAAGAAUUAUAUCACAGGAUCCCUCGAGGCUUUUAAGGCAUCUUAGAACUCGAGUAAAAAAUUCACACGACGCAUCCUAAACAGUAGCCUAAACUGAUGACGUGAGAACUCGGUGGGAUGGUGAAGCUACGACGCCAUGGCGGGAGGAUUCGACACUUUCCAAAUCUGGUGUUGAAAAUAAGGUGCACAAUAAAUGGGAGGAAGUACAACAAACAAGGACACCAAUUACACGUACAGUCAAUAGUCAUUUACGAGAACUACCCUGACCCAGUGGCAAAGUUUACACGAGUGAACAAAUACCAUACUGAAUAUAUCACUCACUGACGAGCUGACGUAAGCAUAACUACUGAAUUACCUGUUGAACUCAGAAGCAUCGAUGAAACUGUCUCAGAAAACAACAAUCAAUACUUACCUUCUAUAGUAGGUCAGUCCGUGGUUGUUAUGUCGCGUCGUGUCGUGUCGUGUCUGACUAAUUUUUAACACUACGUCAUGUAAAAUCUGAUACUUGGGAUUUAAAAAAAAGGGUGCACAAUUUAGGAACGUACUUAAUUCAUGUUUGUAAAUGUGUGAUUCUGAGUCAAAUUAUAAUGACAGUCAGAUGAAUAUUUGUUGAUGGAGGGUUCAUUGUAAUUCAGUGAACUUGACAUAUAUAUGUAAUUCAUAAUACAGAAUUAGUUGUCUUUCAUAUGGAAUUGUUAAUAAAUGUUCUCCAAAUCUAAUUAAUUAUAAUAAAAGUCCAUCCAUAAAUA